AUGUUGCCCCUCCGGACACUAAUCCUCCUGCUGCUCAGCCUCUCUCUGGGGAUGACAGCCACCCUGGGUCUCUACAAGAGCUCUUCCAGCGAGGACACCCCAGCUCCCCAGGCUGCUGUCCUGGACCCGACUCCGGUGGACCCCCUGGAGGUGGAGGGGGUGAUGGAGGACGACUCCCCCGUAGCAGAGCCCAUAGUGGGCCAGGAGACAGACGGUCUGGAGGAGUCUGCUGGGGGGAACUCACCGGUCGACCCUCAAACAGUACCAAGCGAGCCUGAAGCAAACAGCCCGGCCACUGACAGCCUAUUGGUCGAGGAGCCCGAUUCUGACAGUCCAUUGGUUGAGGAUCUAAUUGAAGACAUCCCUGCAUCUGAUGCUGCUGAUUCCUCUUUGGCUGAUCAGCCCGUUGCUGACAGCCCAUUGGUUGAAGACAGUCCUGCAGGGCAUGCCGCUGCAGACAUCCCUGCCCCGGAGCUCCUGGCUGAGGAGGCGCUGGGCCACGAGACCCCAGGCCAGGAGGCCCCCACCCAGGGGAGCCCUGCUGAAGACACCCCAGCGGAGGAGCCUGCUGCUGGGGAAGGCCUGGCCGUGGAGGCCCCUGUGGCUGACACCCAGGAUGACCCGAUAGAGGGCCUCCCAGAGGUCCUGGAGGCCCUGGAGCAUUUGGAGGCCCUGGAGCAGCUGGAGCAUCUGAAGGAGCUGGCCCCGUCCAUGCACCUGCCCGUGGUGGAGGAGUCUUCCUGGGGCCUGAGCUCCAUCAGAAACAGCUUCCAGGCCGUCAACGGCUACUUUGACUCCCUGGUGGAGAUGGUGGGGGGGCGCGACGGUGUGUGCCAGUACCGCUGCCGACACGGUAAAGAGCCUGUUCCCCGGCCAGGCUACCAGAUCCCUGAGCCCAACGGCUGCAGCAACUCCAUACUGGGCUUCCAGCUGGACCUGGGCAUCCCUGCCAUGACGCGCUGCUGUGACCAGCUGGACUCCUGCUACGACUCCUGCGGCUCCAGCAAGGCCCACUGCGACUCCAAGUUCCGCUGGUGCGUCCACGCCAUCUGCACCGACCUGAAGAGGAGCCUGGGCUUUGUGUCCCAGGUCCAAGCAUGUGAGUCGAUGGCAGAUGCCCUGCACAACACGGUUGGGUCCCUGGGCUGCAGGUCGUACAUGAGCAGCCAGAGGGAGGCCUGCUACUGCGAGGACGAGGAGAGAGAUGAGCUUUAGAACACCUGCUGGGACUACUGCAGUGUGAGGGUGUGUGAGGGUGUGUGUGUGUGUGUGAGGGUGUGUGUGUGUGUGAGGGUGUGUGUGAAGGUGUGUGUGCUAGGGUGUGUGUGUGAGGGUGUGUGAGGGUGUGUGUGCAUGAGGAUGGCUCUCUCACUGGACUACAUACCCUACAAGACCGUGAUUAUGACAUGUUCUUGUAGAGAACGUUAUCAACAAUGUUUAAAAUCAUUCUCUCGGAAACUGUGACAGUGUGGUGUCGUACACAGCAUAUUUUAUUCUGAUUUUCCAGUUGUCUCUCGUGGUGUGUUCUGUCUCUGCCUUAGAGGCCAGUAGGGGGCAGGGCUGCAGCUCCACUGAACCUGGCAGUCACCAUUCACAUAUGCUGUUUAAUACUUGGGGUGAACU
Molecule: messenger RNA, 1623 nt
Organism: Hypomesus transpacificus
Lineage: Eukaryota; Metazoa; Chordata; Actinopteri; Osmeriformes; Osmeridae
Gene: pla2g12b
Product: phospholipase A2, group XIIB
Exons: 4
Coding region: 1-1215 (404 amino acids)
Biological process (GO): phospholipid metabolic process; arachidonate secretion; triglyceride homeostasis
Cellular component (GO): extracellular region
Molecular function (GO): calcium ion binding; A2-type glycerophospholipase activity
Source: RefSeq, a predicted model, not a curated record